CCAUAUUUUUGUGCUGUAUUUUUUAGUUAAUUGUUGUUUAGAAUCGUGCUGGACAAGAUAUUCUAUUGUCGUGAAAUGUAUGCGAAUGGAUACAAAUACUGGCUCGCGUACAAAAAGGGUACUUCAGGCUACUACCGCUGUUGUCGGUACAAGAUCAGUUGCCCCGGCCGAUGCGUUAUUGAUGAGGAUGGAGUCAUACGAAGCACCACCGCACACAAUCAUCCUCCAGAGGCAGAUAAAGUGAUUGUUGACCGUUUCCGUAAAGUCCUUACACAGCGUGCUGCUCGUGAAAGUACCGAUUUACAUGUGAUUUAUUUGGAGGAAGCUACCAAUCGGCACUCGGACGCUUCUCUGCUGUAUACGUUUUCGCAAGCCGAAUCUUGCAUGAGAAAAGCACGUCGAAAACAACAUCCUCAAGAGCCGAGCAGUAUUGAAGAAUUAAAGGAAAUUUUAGAUAAUUCCGAUCUGUUUAGAAUACAUAGCGGAAGUACUCGAGAUGAUUUUUAUCAAACUAUGAUUACUUUAGAAAGUACUACUUGCUUGAUAUUGUGGCAUUACAAAACAAUUGACAUGAUUGGAAGAGUAGAUGAAUUGUACGUCGAUUGCAGCUUGUCUCUGGAACUAAACUCUACCUGCAAGUAUUAUUUAUUGGUAGCAUUAGUUGUUCGACAGCAUUUCUGCACUCCCAUAUUCUACUCCAUUAUGACGGCAAAAUCUCAUUCUGGUUUUGCUGCCAUUUUUGCAUAUGUGCGAGAGCAAUUGGGAGCAGCAAUCUCUCCUAGCGUUAUUUUAACCGAAGCGAAUGAUGUAAUGCAUAAUGCACUGGAAAUCACUUUCCCCGAGGCAACAGUUAAGGUGUAUUGGCAUCAUUAUACGACUGCAGUUCUGAAUCGGAUGCGGCAGCUAGGACUUAGUCGUGAAACCGCGAAGGGUCAUCCUAGUAGUGGUCUACGGAUGUUACUAGUUGUACCGUUGCUUCCAGCGAACUAUAUGACACCUGGACUGGAAGCACUUAAGAAAUGGAUGAAUGAGAAAAAUAUUUUUACUCAUGGCUUUUGCCGACUUUGUGAUUAUGUGGAGCAAUCGUGGUUAGGAGCAUUAGGAGCGAAAAAACUGUCUCUAUUUGGGCAACGCCAUAGUUUAGACUGCCAAAUAAAGAACUUUCUGAAAGAUUUCAAAAGUCAGGAAGGCCUUGAGCAACGCAUUUCGAUAUGGCGAGUGUUGGAAAUUCUCACCCAACUUGCAACCAAACACUUUGUAAAGUUAAGCAAAAUUAAUAAACGAACUCAAGCUGAAAAAAUCCCGAAGCCAAUCAAAAAAGUUCAACAAGUACAGGAAACUGUCAUCAACAAUGCAACUCAGAUGUGGAUCAAAACAGCGGUCCAUUUGCGAAAUCCACUUCAGUUUCUGCAGUUAAGCAGCCAUUGUAUUAAUGACGCUAUGAUCACAGAAUCAAUGCCAGUGCCCAUGGGGAGCACUGUUUCAACGAAGAAAGUGCCUUUAGCUGUUCUAGAACCAACACCCAUUACAACCGAGUACGUAGGUAGUUUCGAUCCGAUCUUGGAAAAAUCUGACCGGUCGCAACUUGCUAUUCCAUCAAGUGAUCCACCACCGUUGGCAUUUUUCCCAAAAGUGAUGGUGAAAAGGGCCAGCGUUGGAUCAGUCUCGCAAUUCAAUUAUAAUCAAUCAGAACCACCUCCUCUGGUGCCUAUCUCCAGUCCCGGUAAGGGCCGUAUGAUACACUCUAACAAUGGCCAACAGCAGCAGUCCGAAAACAGAAAGAUCGCGUAAUGA
This is a messenger RNA of Sabethes cyaneus, 1794 nucleotides long. RefSeq lists its product as uncharacterized. Lineage: Eukaryota; Metazoa; Arthropoda; Insecta; Diptera; Culicidae. The coding region runs from base 76 to 1791 and encodes 571 amino acids. The transcript has 3 exons. The record is from RefSeq and is a predicted model, not a curated record.